Fomitiporia mediterranea MF3/22 is the source of this 879-nucleotide messenger RNA. RefSeq names its product UbiA prenyltransferase. Gene Ontology annotation, molecular function: 4-hydroxybenzoate polyprenyltransferase activity. Gene Ontology annotation, cellular component: mitochondrial inner membrane. Bases 1 to 879 code for a protein of 292 amino acids. NCBI's taxonomy places the organism in Eukaryota, Fungi, Basidiomycota, Agaricomycetes, Hymenochaetales, Hymenochaetaceae. The transcript has 8 exons. Gene Ontology annotation, biological process: ubiquinone biosynthetic process. The record is from RefSeq and is a predicted model, not a curated record.
AUGAUUCGACCUUACUUGGAGCUUAUGCGAAUUCAUAAGCCCGCUGGUGGACUAUUGUUCUUCUGGCCGAUGAUCUGGGGAUUGGGAAUGGCUUCGUAUACUAGCAGAACACCUUUCGUCGAGAUCCUACCACUACUGCUGAAGACUGUCUUCGGAGCCUUCAUCAUACGGAGCCCAGCAUGCACAGUGAACGAUAUCUUUGAUCGGAAGUUCGAUGCUGCAGUCGAGAGAACGAAGGGAAGGCCGAUGGCCUCCGGUCGAGUUUCAGUCUUCUCUGCAACGGUAUUCUUGUUGCUACAGUACCUGAUUGGCGUUCUGUUCUUCUCGACCCUCCGAAUUAUUCAAUUUCUGAAUUUUUUCCUCAGGUUUAUCAUAUACCCGUUGAUUAAACGAGUUUCAUACUGGCCACAAGCAUGGUUGGCUAUCGGUGUGAACGUAGGAUUCAUACAAUCUUGGUACCAAAUCGAUAAUGAUCUCGAGAAGCUACCCAGCGCAAUUUGGCUAAUGUUCACCGGCAUGUUUUGCUGGACCAUGAUGUAUGACACUGUAUAUGGGUGCCAGGACAGAAAGGAUGACAUUAAGGUUGGCGUUUGGUCAACCUCCUUGUUCUUCGGAGAUUAUGUGUGGUAUGCGGCAGCCAUUUUUGAUGCCGCUUUCGUCCUAUGUCUUUAUUAUGCCGGAGUCGCCAACGGCCAUGGCACACCAUAUUUCGUUGUUUCUGUCGGAGGGACCGCAGUGCAGCUUCUAUAUCAGCUUAUGAUCCUGGAUGUUGACUCGACUCAAAGUUGCUGGGAAAACUUCAAGAACAAUGCGUUCAUUCUUGGGCCCCUCGUGUUCGCCGGCAUAAUGGCAGACUAUGCUCGGGUUUUGCGGGCUUAG